Penicillium olsonii is the source of this 759-nucleotide messenger RNA. Lineage: Eukaryota; Fungi; Ascomycota; Eurotiomycetes; Eurotiales; Aspergillaceae. The record is from the annotation of a GenBank genome assembly.
AUGUCUUCAAAGACGUACGUCAGCCACCCGGUAACUAGAUCACUGCUCAUUCUCAUCCAGGUGGCGCUGGGUACAAAUGCCUUCAGCUUUUGUCUCCAAGUCCAUCCAUCCGGUGGACUUGCGCAGUCUCCAAGUCCUGUAUAUCACACCCUGCGCAUUCCCUGGUAUCGACAGGGGCUGUAUCUCCCCGCAUCAUUCGAUCUAUACGCCGGUGGUAAUGUGGUGCGAAGUCGGAAGGACCCUUCUCCUGAUCCUCAGGAUCAUCGUGCCCAUAUCCACUACCGUGGGUUUGAGGGCCUGCUGAGUCUUCGUGCAACGAUUGAUCUAUUCCGUGGUGAUCAAGGAGGGACCGCCGACUCUUCCAGUCCUGAGGAGCACGCUUCGGUGAAUGUUGCGCGGAAGGGAAUCGGCAGGAAAUAUCGUGUUGAGAUUUCUCAUGCUGAUUCCGUCAAGACGUUCUAUUGGAAGGGAUCGAAGACGGCUCUGUCACUGCUGGAGACUGAGGACGACACUCUUCCCAAUAGUGGGAAUGGCAAUCUGAAGUUCUUUGCUGCGGAUGCACCAGAGGAUAUCCUUGCAGUAUGGCAGAAUAGAACUGACCGGCAGAUUUUGGGAUCAUUGAAUGUCAUUGCGAAUUUGGAUGCUGGGUCUGAUGGGGUGCUGGAAGGGUUGGUGGCGAGCUGUCUGGCUGUUGUGGUUGCUGAGAGGGUGUCUGGGCGAGGAUGGAUAGGUGGAUUAGGGAAGUCCAAAGGACCUUAG